Messenger RNA from Trichoderma asperellum CBS 433.97, 597 nucleotides. RefSeq lists its product as uncharacterized. NCBI's taxonomy places the organism in Eukaryota, Fungi, Ascomycota, Sordariomycetes, Hypocreales, Hypocreaceae. The record is from RefSeq and is a predicted model, not a curated record.
AUGCCUAACAGGCGCCGGACCCCCGCUGCCGCCAGCACUUGUCGCCCAACCCCCCAUCAGCGGCUAUUCUGGAGAGAUGGCAUCACCACCUUAAUACCUUUAUGGGUCUGGAUUCUGCCGCAGGCCCGCCUACAUCAUUGGCAAAUCACCAGCCACCAGCCCAGCUUACCUGGCGCUUCCUACGUCGCGGCUUUGUCUGACGGGAAACGACAGCAGUUUCUUUCUUUCAGACUGUCUCUUCAUCAUUUUGUUACCGCUCAUCCUUUCAGCAUCAACCUCGACUGUCCCUUGUCCGGCAUUGCUGAGGGACCCCGCCUCAGAAUCCAUAACCUUAGGCUCUCGGCGACGAGAUACUUGUGCAGACGAAACGGUGUCACCAAGCAAGCUAGCUAUCUUACGUUACCUCCGCACAAAACAGCUCGAGCAUACGCAAGACCCCUACGCAAGCUCGCCUCGUCGUCUUCCUUCGAGCUGAGUAGCCCGUCCGUUGCUGUCGACAAUCUCUCCAUCGCCCGAAUCUUGCUUACGAGACGUACAACCGCUUAUAGCUCGCAUCCCGCCCGCUUCAUUGCUCUCCGCCACGCCUCCUCUCGUUAG